Messenger RNA from Uloborus diversus, 1536 nucleotides. Its product is annotated as S-adenosylmethionine synthase-like. Gene Ontology annotation, cellular component: cytosol. Gene Ontology annotation, biological process: S-adenosylmethionine biosynthetic process. The record is from RefSeq and is a predicted model, not a curated record. Gene Ontology annotation, molecular function: methionine adenosyltransferase activity; ATP binding. The transcript has 9 exons. Lineage: Eukaryota; Metazoa; Arthropoda; Arachnida; Araneae; Uloboridae. Bases 47 to 1291 code for a protein of 414 amino acids.
CUCCUCCUUUUCGCUCGAAACCCGCCCGCACAAGAACGUCGUUUAUAUGGCCACCGUAGGAUCCUUUGACCAAACAGAAGAAACCAUGGUACGAAACGAGAAAGAAACCGUGAACCACGACGGAUCCCGGGAGCACCACGGAACGGGGGAACCCUUCCUCUUCACGUCAGAAUCCGUUGGAGAAGGACACCCUGAUAAAUUAUGUGAUCAAAUAAGUGAUGCCGUCUUAGACGCUCAUCUCAGGCACGAUCCUUACUCCAAGGUCGCCUGUGAAACAGUGACGAAGAAUGGUAAAAUUCUUAUCUGUGGUGAAAUCACAUCUUCUCACACGGUCGACUACAAAGAAGUAGCUCGAAAAGUUUUAAAACACGUUGGGUACGAUGAUGUGCAAACAGGUAUUGACUACAAAACUUGUGAUAUUGAAGUGGCUAUUGACGAACAAGUUACGGAAAUAGCUACCGGUGUUCAUAAAAACAAAAAUGAAGAAGAUAUUGGAGCAGGAGACCAAGGUCUAAUGUUUGGUUAUGCUACCGAUGAAACUGAAGAAUUAAUGCCUUUGACUGUGAUGCUGGCACACAAGUUAAAUGCCAAAAUUGCCGAACUACGAAGGGACGGAACUUUCUGGUGGGCUGGUCCUGACACUAAAACACAGGUGACUUGUGAGUACCUUUUCGAACACGGAGCUGCUGUUCCUCAGAGAGUGCACACAGUCGUCAUAUCCACAAUGCACUCGGAUGAUGUCAGUCUGGAUGUGCUACGAAAAGAAAUCAUGAACAGGGUGGUAUUUGAAGUCAUUCCAAAACACUACUUGGACAACGAAACUAUUUAUUACAUCAAUCCCUGUGGCACCUUUAUCAUUGGUGGGCCCCAUGCGGAUGCUGGUCUUACAGGACGAAAAAUUAUCGUUGAUACCUAUGGAGGAUGGGGAGCUCAUGGAGGAGGAGCUUUCUCUGGUAAAGAUCCAACCAAAGUAGACAGGUCAGCAGCAUAUGCAGCGAGAUGGGUGGCAAAGUCCCUGGUAGCCGCAGGACUCUGCAGACGAUGUCUUGUACAGCUUUCAUAUGCAAUUGGAAUAGCAGAGCCUCUAUCCAUCGCCAUUUUCUCUUACGGAACAUCCGAUAAAAGCAGUAGUGAGCUUCUCAAUAUUGUCAAGAACAAUUUUGAUCUACGGCCGGGCAAAAUAAUAAAGGAUUUGAAACUGAUGACACCAUUUUAUCAAAACACAUCAUGUUAUGGGCAUUUUGGAAGAAACGAAUUUCCAUGGGAAACUCCAAAGACCUUAAUACACUGACAUUUAGUAAUCAUUUUUAAGUAAUAUUUUACACAAAAGAAAAUUCUUCAUAAAAAAUAUUUCAUAUUUUUAACUGACAUUGAAGCAAAUAUAAUUUAAUAAUAUUGGCAACAAUUGAUUCAGAUACAUUCUUCUUUUGUGUGAAAUUGUUUUUAUUUUUUUACACAUUGUUAAACAUUGCACUUUGUCUACGUUUAAGCAGACAGUGUAAAGUUUUAAAGUAUCAGUUUUGUAUGUAUGUGAUG